UUGUGUUCAUCGUUUGCAUGUUGAACAUGUGCUUCACUGCUACCUUGAUUAUUAUUUCUACAAUAAAAAGUAUACUAAGUCUUGAAAAUUUGUGUGAUUAGCGCAGUUUGCUUGAAAAUCAGCGUCAUAUAAUGGCUCGACGUCCUGAACAUCUUGCUCCACCGGAAAUUUUCUAUAACGAAGAUGAAGCCCGCAAAUACACAAACAACACCCGCAUCAUUGAUAUCCAGGUACAAAUGUGCGAGCGAGCUAUAGAACUGUUGGCCCUGCCCGAGGAUGAAACCCAAUUGAUUCUGGAUAUCGGUUGCGGUUCCGGGCUUUCCGGGAGUGUGUUGGAGGACCAGGGGCACGUUUGGGUUGGUGUGGACAUUGCCAAGGCUAUGUUGGAUGUGGCCGUCGAGCGGGAAGUGGAAGGAGAUCUCAUUCUGGGCGACAUGGGACAGGGAAUGUCAUUCAACGCCGGAACCUUUGACGGAGCUGUUUCUAUUUCGGCACUGCAGUGGCUGUGCAAUGCCGACAAGAAGUCGCACGUGCCUCAGAAAAGGCUGUAUCAGUUUUUCAGUACACUCUUUUCUUCGUUGACACGAAACGCCCGAGCAGUGUUUCAGUUUUAUCCGGAGAACUCCGAACAAAUCGAACUCAUCACGACGCAGGCGAUGAAGGCUGGUUUCUAUGGCGGCUUGGUUGUAGAUUAUCCAAAUUCAUCGAAAGCGAAGAAAUACUUUCUGGUUCUGAUGACGGGUGGUAUGGUUAAACUGCCGGCGGCGCUCGGAACUGAAGAGGAUUCCAAUCAAAUCUCGUACAGCAGGAAACGAGAACUGACACGCAAUGCCCGUGGAAAGCCUCUAAAGAAGUCUCGCGAAUGGGUCCUCCAAAAGAAGGAACGCCGGCGUCAGCAAGGGAAUGACACACGAACCGAUUCCAGAUAUACCGCGCGGAAACGGAGUGGGCGGUUCUAGUGUAAGUAAGAGUUUGUACAAUAUUAAUUAUAAAUUAUUUUCUAUAGA
Armigeres subalbatus is the source of this 1007-nucleotide messenger RNA. RefSeq names its product probable 18S rRNA (guanine-N(7))-methyltransferase. Gene Ontology annotation, biological process: rRNA (guanine-N7)-methylation. Gene Ontology annotation, cellular component: nucleolus. Gene Ontology annotation, molecular function: rRNA (guanine) methyltransferase activity. Bases 132 to 959 code for a protein of 275 amino acids. NCBI's taxonomy places the organism in Eukaryota, Metazoa, Arthropoda, Insecta, Diptera, Culicidae. The record is from RefSeq and is a predicted model, not a curated record. The transcript has 3 exons.